GAUUAAAUCGGGAAGGAAUAUUUUCUAUAUAUCCUUCUCCAUAUAAGUUAUAAGCCUCUCCCGGUCUUCUCCCAUCUUCAAUUCCCAUCCAAAAGAAAGAAAGAAAGAAAGAAAGAAAAACAAAGACAAACACAAUGAAGCAUUUCACAGUCUCUUCUUCCAUUCCCUUCUUCUUCUUCCUAGCUGCAACAUUCCUCCAAUGCUCCACUUACACCGCCAUACCCAUUCCCCAUGCACAAGCGGCGGCGGCGGCAGCCGGACCGGCCCCACCGGGUCCGACCAACAUAACCGCAAUCCUCGAGAAGGCGGGUCAGUACACGACCCUGAUCCGCCUCCUCAAAGCCACCCAAGUCGGUGCCCAGAUCGACACCCAGCUUAACAAUUCCAACCAGGGUUUGACGGUUUUAGCCCCGACCGACAACGCGUUCUCGGGGCUAAAACCCGGAACCCUGAACUCCUUGUCCGACCAGGAAAAGGUCGAAUUGGUUCAGUUCCAUGUCCUCUCCUCUUUCUACUCCAUCUCCCAGUUCCAGACUGCUAGUAACCCUUUGAGGACGCAAGCCGGGAACGGCGCCGGAGCUUUCCCGCUGAACGUCACCGCCACCGGGAACCAAGUCAACGUCACCACCGGAGUGGUCGACGCCACGCUGGCUAACACCGUUUACACGGAUGGCCAGCUGGCGGUGUACCAGUUGGACAAGGUGCUUCUUCCCAUCGGCCUCUUCGGGCCUCCGGCGCCGGCGUCCGCACCGUCUCCGAAGAAGUCGGAAAAGAAGGGUAAGGUGGCCGGAGGUCCGGUAUCCGGCGAAGAUGCUACGCCGGAGAAGGCGUCGGGUGCGGUUGGCGUGCAUGGCAUGGCGGUCGUGGCGGUCGUUGGAGUGGCUGUUUCGGUUGGGCUAAUGUGGUAACGCUUGUGUGAUUGUGCCACGUGGUGAAGUUUGGUCCGUUUGUUGUAAAGGUGUGGAUUUGGUUGGACGGUGGUGAUUUGAUGGACUGAGUGCCUUAAUAAUUAAUUGUCUACUGAAAAUUCAAUUUUUGAAGUGUCAUUUCUUUCUUCGUUUGUAUUUUCUCAAUUUACAUUCUUGCAGCCCAAAAAAGCAUUAAAAAAAUAUCUGCUUUUAAGUUGUUGAGAUUAAAAUUAAUUUUGCCAGCUUUUUCAUCUCUUAUUACACUUUUUAGAGGAAGUGGAAAUAGUAACUAGAACUAUUACAAAUCUGUUGGAUUCAAUUUUUUUUCAUCUGAGUUAUUUCGAAUUUGAAAGGGGUAAGUAAAUGACUACUUCCCUG
This is a messenger RNA of Cuscuta campestris, 1286 nucleotides long. The record is from the annotation of a GenBank genome assembly. Lineage: Eukaryota; Viridiplantae; Streptophyta; Magnoliopsida; Solanales; Convolvulaceae.